AUUUCCCGUUCACCUGAAUGACCUCCUUACCCAUGACGCACCGCGGUCGUUCUUAGUGGUAAAAAAUGGCGUCGAGGGCACCAGUAGCAACAGGCAGACUCCUGCUCGGGGCCCGCAAAUGGUAUUAUAACAUGUGUGGCUUUAACAAGCUUGGUUUGUUUCGUGAUGAUACGAUCCUCGAGGACUCUGAUGUAAAAGAGGCCCUGAGGAGGCUACCAGAAAAACAGUACAACGACCGGAUGUUCAGGCUCAAGAGAUCUCUGGAUCUCUCCAUGAAGCAGCAGAUCCUCCCGAAAGACCAGUGGACGAAAUAUGAAGAGGAUGCUAAUUACCUGACACCGUAUCUGACGGAGGUGAUCCGUGAGAGGAAAGAAAGGGAGGAGUGGAUGAAGAAGUAGAUGAUUCCUGAUCAAAGCUGUUAAUCCUCGUAUUCGGUCGGUGCAUGCUUGUCCCCUGGUGGAAUAUUUAAGAUGAAAUCUUACCUGUAUAAAACAAGAGCUCAUUAAAAAAAUUGUACAUUUUG
Molecule: messenger RNA, 523 nt
Organism: Anarrhichthys ocellatus (wolf-eel)
Lineage: Eukaryota; Metazoa; Chordata; Actinopteri; Perciformes; Anarhichadidae
Gene: uqcrb
Product: ubiquinol-cytochrome c reductase binding protein
Exons: 4
Coding region: 66-398 (110 amino acids)
Biological process (GO): mitochondrial electron transport, ubiquinol to cytochrome c
Cellular component (GO): respiratory chain complex III
Source: RefSeq, a predicted model, not a curated record